This is a messenger RNA of Cucurbita pepo subsp. pepo (vegetable marrow), 450 nucleotides long. NCBI's taxonomy places the organism in Eukaryota, Viridiplantae, Streptophyta, Magnoliopsida, Cucurbitales, Cucurbitaceae. The record is from RefSeq and is a predicted model, not a curated record.
AUGCCAUCGCCGCCGUCUUCUACCGCUUCACCGCCGCCAAUUAGCAAGAUGGUCAACACUUCCGGACUGACAUGGGGGGAUGAGUAUUUAGCUCUGAUAGCCGUUUGUACCGUCAUUAUACUCUACCUCAUCGUCUUAAAUUGCAUCAAAUCCAGAUACUUCAACGAAUCAGAUUCCGGCUAUGAGGCAGUCGGAGCAUUGCCGCCGGUGAUUGUACGGAUUGAGGCCUCGGUUUUCUGUUACAGGGAAGCCGACGGAGGUCACGGCGGCGAAUGCGCGAUUUGCCUGGACGGAUUUGAAGAUGGGCAAAAGUGUCGAAUGAUGAAUAAGUGCGGCCAUAUAUUCCACUGCCGCUGCAUUGACCGGUGGCUCAAGGUGGAGUGCCAUUGUCCCCUUUGCCGCAGCUGCGUUUGUGCCGUCGUUCAUCCAUCUUCUUUUUGGAGAAGAUGA